AUGCCGUUAGGUACCCCUGGCCCCUCUCAGAUCAGACAAGAAAUUCCCGAAUGCUACCAAGAGCCCCUCUCGAUUGUCUACCUGCAUCAUGUAUCGUCAGAUAGUCGAGUCUUUCAACCACAUUACGCUCAACUCUGGCUCAAUACUCUAUUGCUUGCGCACAGACCUACGCCUCAUCCUCUCGGUCCAGGCACGAAGAGAGUUGAAGAAGGGGGGGAAGAGAAAAAGGGUCACUACGUUCGGUCGCGAGUGGGUGAUCUGCGACCAAGAUGCUGA
Molecule: messenger RNA, 276 nt
Organism: Colletotrichum paranaense
Lineage: Eukaryota; Fungi; Ascomycota; Sordariomycetes; Glomerellales; Glomerellaceae
Exons: 2
Coding region: 1-276 (91 amino acids)
Source: RefSeq, a predicted model, not a curated record